Molecule: messenger RNA, 378 nt
Organism: Gilbertella persicaria
Lineage: Eukaryota; Fungi; Mucoromycota; Mucoromycetes; Mucorales; Choanephoraceae
Exons: 2
Coding region: 48-305 (85 amino acids)
Biological process (GO): translation; ribosomal small subunit assembly
Cellular component (GO): ribosome; cytosolic small ribosomal subunit
Molecular function (GO): RNA binding; structural constituent of ribosome
Source: RefSeq, a predicted model, not a curated record
CCAUUUUUGCCAUUUUCUUUUUUUUCUUUUCUUUACACUGUAUAAUCAUGCCUCGUUCAGCUUGGAAGGGUCCUUUUUUUGUUGCAUUUCCUGGUUUGAAGCAAGCCGUUCAAAAUGGUACUCCUAUUGCCACACAAGCUCGUAGUUGUACUAUUUUACCAUCUUUUGUUGGACUCAAAUUCCUUGUGCACAACGGCAAAGACUACUUGCCAGUUCAUGUUACUGAAGAAAUGAUUGGACACAAGUUAGGCGAAUUUGCUUUCACUAGAAAGCGUUUCAGCUAUCGUUUCACUAAGGCCAAAUAGACACUUUCUUGCAUCAUUUAUUUAUACACACCUAUCACCAUCUUGCCACAAUAAAACUAUUUUCUCUCUCCCC